CGCACCGUAAGCUUCCGUCCAACGCAUUUAGCGUUUAUCCUGCGUUAUCGAACAGGCAAAAAAGACGUACAAAGUUAUAAAGUUGACUCUCUCCAGUUGACAGCAGAUCCCCGACCUCAAACACCAUGAUUUUACUGACAAUGGUUGCUCGUGUGGCGGACGGACUUCCGCUCGCUGCGUCUGUACAGGAGGAUGAACAGUCAGAAAGAGAUCUCCAGCAGUACCAGAGCCAGGCCAAGCAGCUGUGCCGUAAACUGGACGCUCAGAGUCCAGAACGCUGCACCCUCGAGGCUGGGGACAUGAACUUUCACCUUUUAAUAUCCCAGGGUGUGUGCUACCUGUCCCUCUGCGAGGCUUCUUUUCCCAGAAAGAUGGCUUUUGCAUACCUCGAAGACCUCAGCAAUGAGUUUUAUGACCAGUAUGGAAGGAGAAUACCCACAGUAACCAGGCCCUACUCUUUCAUAGAGUUUGACACCUACAUCCAGAAAGUUAAGAAGUCAUAUGUGGACAGCAGAGCUCGGAGGACCUUGAGCAGUGUUAACACAGAGCUGCAGGACAUCCAGAGAAUUAUGGUUGGAAAUAUUGAGGAGGUCCUGCAGAGAGGAGAAGCUCUUUCUGCUAUCUGCACAAAAGCCAGCAAUCUCUCCAACAUGGCAGAAAAGUACCACAAGGAUGCCAAAUAUCUCAACACUCGCUCCACCUAUGCUAAGUUUGCAGCUGUGGCAGUGUUCUUUGUCACGCUCAUCAUCUACGUGCGUUUCUGGUGGCUCUGAUGUACGUCCAGACAAGGAUUUCGACACGAAGCUGGAGUUUCUCCUCGAAGAGCACUUAAACUCAUGUUACAGUCUGUUAUAUACCAGGGUGCCUUGAAACAGUCUUAAAGACUGUUUCAGUCUUACGGACCUGUGUUGAAUGUAGACGUUCUUUCUGUGAUUUACUCAGUCGUGGGUUAUACAAUAGAAGCUGAGCUGUAAGUCUUUAUUGGGAUGUUUAAUGGGCUUUUGUGUGAUAGAAAGGCUUUUAUAUAUAGUAAAUGUGCAUACUGGAAACAUUAAAGGGGACCCAUCAGGCUCAUUUAUGGUUUCAUAUUUAUAGCUUCAGAGCAGUUUUGCGUGAGUCAAAGUUCAAAUGAAGCUUCUUGAUCUUACGCUGGGCCUCAAUUAAAUUUCAUGCAAGCUUCACCUUUUUUAGCUGACUUUUUUCUCAUUGGCUGCUGCUCAUAAGCAGGUGAGUCUGUGCUCAUAGGCAGAGCUGUGUGCCCGAGGUGACCAGAUUAGAGAUCUGCACUGUUAUAUAUAUAUAUAUAUACAAGAGAAAACAAGCAUGAUAGGUCGCCUUUAAGAGCAGAAAGAGUUCAUGUUUCUAUACACUGAUGUUGGAGAUUCUGUUAGCGUGUUAGCACUGAUGAGAAUCCAUGUAAGCACGUGCAGGGGUUAGAGUCUUAAAACUGUGAUCAAAUGUGAAUGUUUGUUUACAAAGUUUACACAAGCGUGAGAAAGUGUUAUUAAAAAUGUUAAAUAUUUAUCAAGAAAUCAAUCUGCUUGACUUUUCUUUAUAUGACACAAUUUAUGUGAAAAUCUUCAAGGCUUCAGCGCUGACGUGAAGUGAAUAACACUGAUUAUCUCUUCAUCGUGGCAGCUGUUAGUGGGUGGGGAUAUAUUAGGGAGCUAGUGAACAUUUUGUCCUCAAAGCUGGAAAAAUGAGCAGGUGUGAGGUGUUCUCGGUGUGCAGUGGUCAGUAUCUAUCAAAAGUGAUCCAAGGAAGGACCGGUGGUGAACCAGCGACAGGGUUACUGAUGCACUUGUGGUCCAAUCCAACAGAUAUGCUACUGUAGCUCAAAUUACCCAAAAAGUUCAUGCUGGUCCUGAUAGAACCGUGUCAGAAUACAAGGAGCAUCACUUACCAGGGAACAACUGGCAGCAUGAUGCACAAUGGGAGGAAGGCAAGCUGGUGGAGGCAGUGUGAUGCUUUGGGCAAUGCUCUGCUGGGAAACCUGUCAUCCAUGUGGAUGUCACUUUGACACGUACUACCUUCUUAAGUAGAAGACCAUGUGCACCCUUCAUGGAAACAGCAUUCCUUGAUGGCUAUGGCCUCUUUCAGCAGGAUGAUGCGCCCUGCCACAAAGCAGGAAUUUGAGAAGCACAACAGUGAGUUUGAGGUGUUGAUUUGGCCUCCAAAUUACCCAGAUAUCAAUCCAACUGUGUCAGCCAGUGUGGUUGUGUUGGUCACUCUGGUACGAACAACACGCCCGUGGUGAUACUACGAUCAGUUCGGGCAGGUUGUUCCAUCUUCUUCACUCCCAAUUCUGGAGGUAGUCUGAUAAAACCCGGCUGUGCUUUUGUGAUUAAUUGUUGUGCUUGAUUGGUUUCUCUCUCCUCUGUUUAAUUUUAAACAAGUUUUUGACAGAUUCAUAAACUGUACUUUCUUAUUUUUAGGUCAGGUCAUCUAAUAAAUUUGUUAAUCCCUCUUUAGACAAACCAAGCAGCUCGUGUUUACACAAACUCAGAGCGAACAAGAAAAACAGAAAAAGCGAGUCGGACCAGCGAGGCUGAGCUGCUUUUUAUGAUUACUUUUAUGAAAAUCACUGAGCUCUGACUGUAAAUGAAGAAAGACAACAAAGACUGUUCAUUUUGAAACUGUAUAUAAAAGAUAUACAGCCAGCCACUGUGGCAUCACCCUCUGGUUUCCUGUUAUUUAAUUAGACUAAGUUGUAAGUUUGUGCCAACAUAAUAUUAAGGCCUCGUUAAUCGGUUGUAGAGACGUUUAAAUAUCCUCUUUUUAUUGCAGAAAAUGUUUUUGAUUAAUAUGCCUCAUUAAUUCGUUUGAAUUUAUAAAUAGUCUCAUCUACUGUUUAUUUACCUGCUGUGAUAGCAACGUUGGUCUGUCACCUUCUGAGUCUGUAUGUGUGCCAAAGUACUUAAAACUUCCUGAUAUACUUCCUGUUGCAGUAGCAGGAUGUCAUUAGUUAUGAGUACUUUGGUAUGUGUUUACAGUACUGUGCAAAACUCUCGAGACAUUCCUCA
Haplochromis burtoni (Burton's mouthbrooder) is the source of this 3023-nucleotide messenger RNA. Its product is annotated as vesicle-trafficking protein SEC22b. Gene Ontology annotation, cellular component: ER to Golgi transport vesicle membrane; SNARE complex; endoplasmic reticulum membrane. NCBI's taxonomy places the organism in Eukaryota, Metazoa, Chordata, Actinopteri, Cichliformes, Cichlidae. The transcript is spliced from 5 exons. Gene Ontology annotation, molecular function: SNAP receptor activity. Gene Ontology annotation, biological process: endoplasmic reticulum to Golgi vesicle-mediated transport; vesicle fusion with Golgi apparatus; retrograde vesicle-mediated transport, Golgi to endoplasmic reticulum. The coding region runs from base 126 to 773 and encodes 215 amino acids. The record is from RefSeq and is a predicted model, not a curated record.